UUCUGGCGACAUGGAAAAGAAAAGGAUCGAGUUAUAUACUCCAAAGUACUAUUAUACGUGUGCUAUUGCAGGUGUAUUAGCAUGUGGGUUAACUCACACAUUUGUGACACCUCUUGACCUUGUAAAGUGCCGUAGACAGGUCGACGCCAAACUUUAUAAGGGUAAUUUCGAUGGAUGGUCAAAGAUCUAUCGUGCCGAAGGAUUUAGAGGAUUAUACACUGGUUGGGGACCUACUUUCAUUGGAUACUCCUUCCAGGGUGCCGCAAAAUAUGGUUUCUAUGAAUUAUUUAAAAAAAAAUAUACUGAUCUUGUCGGCGAAGAAACUGCUCACAAAUACCGUACGACUGUUUAUUUGGCCGCCAGUGCAAGUGCCGAAGUUCUUGCCGAUAUUGCUUUGUGUCCAUGGGAAGCAUUGAAAGUGAGAAUGCAAACAAGUACCGUACCAUUUGCUAAAACUACAUUUGAAGGUUUUAAUAAAAUUAAGAGUCAAGAAGGGUUAAGUGGCUUUUACAAGGGACUUACUCCUCUUUGGGGUCGACAAGUUCCUUACACUAUGAUGAAAUUCGCUAGUUUCGAAAGAACUGUCGAAUUUAUUUAUGCUUCUCUCGGAAAACCAAAACAAGACUAUAAUAAACUUGAACAAUUAGGCGUUUCUUUUCUUGGUGGAUACAUCGCUGGUGUAUUUUGCGCAAUUGUCAGUCACCCUGCAGACACCUUGGUUUCUAAGCUUAAUAAUGUAAAGAAAGCUGAAGGUGAAUCAACUCUUGCACUUUCUCUACGUCUUACGAAAGAACUUGGAUUCACUGGGAUGUGGCGAGGACUCGGCACUCGUGUUAUUAUGAUUGGUACAUUAACUGCUCUACAAUGGCUUAUUUAUGAUUAUGUUAAAGUUGCAACCGGGUUACCAACAACCGGCUCUAGUGGUGGUCAAGAGAAAAAAUAAGCGGAAAUUGAAACACGUUUAUCACUAUACUAUUACUAAUGAAAAAAGGACAGUCUAUUUAUUUUCAAGUCGGUUAAAAGAGUUAGUAUUUUACAAUCUUUAGAUUGGAUUUUCAAGAUGACGUUGAACAGUUAUUCAAUUCCGAAUUUUCUCUUUUAUCAUCAAUCUUUUCUUUAGCAAAAAAAUAAAAAUAAAAAUAAAAAAAAAUUAUAGAACCUUUAUUUAUUAUC
Molecule: messenger RNA, 1173 nt
Organism: Rhizophagus irregularis DAOM 181602=DAOM 197198
Lineage: Eukaryota; Fungi; Glomeromycota; Glomeromycetes; Glomerales; Glomeraceae
Biological process (GO): mitochondrial phosphate ion transmembrane transport
Cellular component (GO): mitochondrial inner membrane
Molecular function (GO): phosphate transmembrane transporter activity
Source: RefSeq, a predicted model, not a curated record